AUGGCGCAGCCCAACAAUGACGAAGACGACUAUGUCUUCCCCGAAUUCACCGAAGUUCCCAACGACGAACGCGACCAUUCCCUCAUGACCAUCACUAAUCCAGCCUCUCCAAUGUGCACAGGCUGGGCGAUGCUUGGGAACUCUGACAGCUCCUCCGAUGCUACAUCUGAACCCAAGGAUGUUAAAGCCUCACCCGACCGGCCUCUCCCAAUUGCUUCCAAUAGCACCGCGUCAGGUUCUAUGGAAAAGCUGCCAAAGCCCGCAUUGACUGCCACGAUCCCCAGACUACCCCCUGUCAUGACGAUGUCCGACGCACUCAGUCAAUUGUUGGACCCCAGUCACUCAACGCCUCAACUUUCGGUUCCAAUGGCUCGGAAGCUGAAUUCCUUGGAGCAUUUCCUAGCUCAAGACUUCAGCGGCGGGAACACGGAGUCUCCGGAAGCCGGCCCCUCGCGAGGAACCGCUACGCAAGGUGGUUUAAAUCCCACUGGAAGUCUUCGCCAAGAGGUUUUGCGCCCCGAACGUAUCUCCCAGAAGGGCAAAGCUUUGGCUAACGAGCAAUACUAUCGCCAGCUUCUCCGAUCCCGGUCCGUUCAAUCCAACUACCGCGUGCGCGACCUCAGAGAACAUGCCGGGAAGGUCCCGGAUCCCGAAUGGCGCUGGUGUGGCUUCCCGUGGUGCCAAAAGUAUGCCUGCCGGCACACUUUUCUUCAGUCAUGGGAGGGCGCAUUCAUCGUCGCCCCUGUUGAUUCAGGAAGAGACUGUGACAUUCUGAAGGAUCUUCUUGACGCCUUCGAGUCUCAGAGGUGGGCAUAUGGCUCAGAACUCCACUGCAGGGUCUCUUUUGCAACAUCUCCUCCUGUCAGGAGCGCCGUUGGCCAGUUUCUAACUCGCUUCACUGGCCGGCCGGGUGCCGUUACAGGAUGGGACAGUGGAGACCACGACGCCGCAGUGAAAUUUUUCACAGACAUGUGCAACACGCACUUCCCCGUCUUGCACUCGCACAACAUCCAGAAGCUUCACGAUGAGAUGGACAAGGAAAUCUCGAAUCUGGACCAUGCUGUCCCUCCUUGGCGCCUCGUUCUUCAGCUCAUCAAGCGGCUCGAGGCGUGGAGACAGCACCAGAUCGGGCAAGGGUACCCAUGGGACUGGCCUUUAUACGACGCCAUGAACAUGUAUCAAGUCAUCCUCGAAACCUAUCGACGGUCAAACGACAAGGGCUUCUCAACUCUAAAGGUCAUGUUACAGGCAGAGCAGGACAAGGCUUGGACGCUUUGGUGGGAUCGCCACCGCCCCUGGACCAGCUGUAAGGUUGCCUUCCUUUCUGGACUUGAAGAGACUGACAAGACGAAUAGGAACUGGAGCCCGGAUGAGAAUCAUGAUGGGUAUGAUGUUUCUGAAGCUAGGAUUUAUGAAGGCGUGGGACAGUAUAAGCCUAAUUGGUGGCCGAACCGGCCAAGAGCGCCUGGAUUCGACGCAUCUCUGGAGCAUUGA
Molecule: messenger RNA, 1494 nt
Organism: Colletotrichum phormii
Lineage: Eukaryota; Fungi; Ascomycota; Sordariomycetes; Glomerellales; Glomerellaceae
Exons: 1
Coding region: 1-1494 (497 amino acids)
Source: RefSeq, a predicted model, not a curated record